AUGGACGACAUCAACAAGGGCAAGGAGAAGGAGCAGGAGGAUGUGCUGCCCUACCUCCAGAAUGCCGUACUCGAACAGCAGAGCGUCGAAUCAGGACCCCUUCCGAUUCAACGAUUAGACGUCCACACAACGGCUUCGAGUAUCACCACCACCAUGCCAUCCUCUCCAACGAAGAGAGGCAAGGAAGGAGGCGACGACGUCCUGCCCUACCUCCAGAAUGCCGUACUCGAGCAGCACACCGGCGGGGGCGACAAGCCACUACAAAUCCAGCGAUUAGAUGGCAGCCUUUCCGACACAGGACCCGGCGCGCGCAGCCCGCGUUCUGGAACGCAAGCGCUGGCCUCCGCGUUUGGUGCGGCUACGACGGGCGGCGGCGGCGGCGGCGGCGGCGGCAAGGGAGCCGCACCACCUCUGCUGCACCAUCAGCCACCUCCCCUCCAGCUCCACCAGCCGCCCACAGCAUCAGCCUCUGCUGGUGCUGGUGCUGCUUUCAUCUCGUCCUCGUCCUCUUCUCCUCUCUCUUCGCUUCACCACGGCUCUUCCUCUUCCGCCUCCGCCGCUUCAACCCUCUUCGCUGCGCAGCAGCCGCCACCGUUCAACCACCACCACGCGCUCUCCACGACACUUGCGGCGGCUUCGGCCUCUGGUGCGGGUGCUGCCACCUGCGCGCCCUCUGUGCUCUCCGCGACCCACCACGCCGUGGAAGACGCCCAUCAGUACCACCACCACCAACCGCCGCCGCCGCAACACAUCGCCAGCGCCGAUCACAGCCUCGGAGGUCACGGCGGAUAUGACGGCCAUCACAUCCAGGCCACGCUGGACGGCCACCACGGUGGCGGCUUCGACUCGCAUCAGUUCGGCCACCAUGCCAUGACGGACGGCCACGCAGGCGGCGCAUUCGACAACCACCACCACCACGUCGUGGACGCGCACGCGAUGCCGUCCAUCGGCCUGGGCAUCAAUCGAAAUCACUCGGCAGGCGACGCGGGCAAUCACACGACCGGCGGCCACUUCGAUUCACACCUCGGAGGCCACGCCGGCCACGCGGUGGACAACCACCACGCCGCCGACUCGCACUUUGUCGGUGGUGGCCACCACGCCGCUGGCGUGGAUCUACAUCACGUCGCCCAGCCUCCGGUGUCGGGUCACCACGUCGUCGACACCUUUACCGCCGCCACCGCGGCAUUGCCAUCGCAGCCCGCGCCGCACCACCACGCCCUCACCGAGUAUAACUACGGCGGCGGCCAUCACGUGCCCGACUUCACCGGCGGCGGACCCGGCGCAGGGCCGUCCCACCACGCGGUGCUGUCCCCGCCGCACAGCUUCCGUAGCGGCUCGGGACUCGACUUUGCCGCUAGCGCCUUCGCUCCCGCCGUGGCUGCCCCCGGCGGCGGCGGCGGCGGCGGCGGCUCUACGCCCGCGGCGGGCCAGUCGCUGCGGGCGGCGGCUCCUUCGCCGAAUACCAUCAGCAGCAAGCUGGACGCGUCGGGCGUGCGGCAGCCGUCGGCGGCGGUGCUGGUCCUGCUGCUCAUCAUCAUCCCCGUGCUCUCGCUCUCGCCCUACUGGGGCUACCACGGACCAAGCACGGUGUCGGCGUUCAUGAUGGACGAGUUCGGCAUCUCCUACCUCGACCUGGGCCUCAUGUUCUCGCUCUACUCGCUGCCCAACCUCUUCAUGCCCUUCAUCGCCGGGAGCCUGAUCGACAAGUGGGGGCUGAGCCUCUCGUCGCUUCUGUUCAACAUCUUCUGCCUGCUGGGCAACAUCCUGCUCGCCAUCACCUUCUACAUGCCCGAGAAGCCCAUCUCGCUGCUCCUCAUCUCGAGGGUGGUGUUUGGUUUCGGUGGCGAGGCCAUCAUCAUGUGCCAGCAGGUGAUGUUGGCGCGCUGGUUCAGCGGCACCCUCCUCGUCGUGGCAUCGGGCUUUGUACAGGUCUUCGUCCUGUGCCUCGGCUCCGGCGGAGCCUUCCUCUUCCUGCCCCACUUUGACCAGGAUGGCGUCAACAUCUCGCUGUUGCACGUGCUGUUCGUGAGCUUCUGGGGUUUCGUCUUCAACCUGUUCUACGUCGCUCUCGAGUGGAAGUGGACCCCCUUCAUCAUCGCCAAGUUCCUCAGCGAGCGACAGCAGUCGGCCAGGGCGCUCGAGGGCAGCCUCCUCCCGCUCUCGCGACCGACCACGCCCGGCUACGAGACCCCGACCCCGACCACCUACGCACGCUCCUCGUUCGUCGACACCCGGACUUCAGCCGCGACCACGACGCAGCAGUCGCACCUCGUCGAC
Molecule: messenger RNA, 2277 nt
Organism: Acanthamoeba castellanii str. Neff
Lineage: Eukaryota; Discosea; Longamoebia; Acanthamoebidae
Exons: 6
Biological process (GO): transmembrane transport
Molecular function (GO): transmembrane transporter activity
Source: RefSeq, a predicted model, not a curated record